AUGGACACUAAGCCCAAACCACUGGUGGAAUAUAACACCCGGCCACAGCAGAACAACCCCGGAGAUACCAAGGUAGCGCAUCGCCUUGAGGCUUGUUGGUGGCUGGAUAUAAAGCGCACGAGACCUCAAUACUGGCAGUCUCUCCGCAAGGGCUCGUCACUCGAGGCUCCAGGCAGCCUCGCCCGCACGGAGAAGACUUGGCGUGCGGUAGAUGGGCUCGAACUCGCGAGUGUGAAGCAAAUAGGCUUAACUGAAUGCUGCUGA
Molecule: messenger RNA, 264 nt
Organism: Purpureocillium lilacinum
Lineage: Eukaryota; Fungi; Ascomycota; Sordariomycetes; Hypocreales; Ophiocordycipitaceae
Source: RefSeq, a predicted model, not a curated record